Messenger RNA from Ceraceosorus bombacis, 3849 nucleotides. The record is from the annotation of a GenBank genome assembly. NCBI's taxonomy places the organism in Eukaryota, Fungi, Basidiomycota, Exobasidiomycetes, Ceraceosorales, Ceraceosoraceae.
AUGCAAAAAGCCACGCAAGGCGCCCUUGGCGGUGCCCAGCAAGAACGAUGGGACGACGAGGACUUUGACUUGUCCGACUUUAGUGGUCCCAGCUCCUUCGGUCCAAGCGCUUUGACUCGGAGCGUCCUCUCUCACCAAUCAGCCGAGUCCUUCGCUGCUUCUGGCAAUCUCAGCAAGGACGUCGCAUCAGACUCGCACGCAGACGACGAUGAAGAGGAGAAUUGGGAUCUACCUGCGAAUGCGUCCACCAGCGAAAAGGGGCCAGUCGUUGCCCAGCUUAGCGACGCCGACGAUGACCAAACCGACACCAUCAAGCUCUCCGCCCUCGCUGGCAACACUCUUGCUCAGCUUGCCGCUGCCAGUGCGGCUUCUCGGUCGAGCGGCAUCCGAAGUGCUGCAAGUCCCAUCACCUACGCUGGCAGCGUGACCCACUUGCGCGGCAUUGGCUCGCGCAGCGGCAGCGGACGCGUGCUUCGCAUGGAUGCAGCCGGAGGGGGCGAUUGGGAGGAUGAUCUGGAGUUACCAGACUUGCUGCCAUCUCAACCCAGGCUGCGCAAGACGUCCAGCUCUGCUGUCAGUGGCGAUGCAGACUUUGAUGCCCGCAGCGGCGGCGAGACCAGCGAUGCCACAAGCAACAGCAGCAGCUUCCUCCCGCGUUCGGUCGGCGGUGAUUUGCACUCAAGCCAUGGCAGAUUUCCAGGCUCCACCUCAUCCUCGGCGGCAUCAUCGCUGCUCUCGCCUCCACGCCAUUCGUCAAAGCCAUUUGCUGAUCAUGCGCUCCGAGGAGAGACGCAGCAACGCCUCGACGCCAAGCCUAUCACCAUUCCGGCCGAUUUUGACGAUUUUGAAAACGACUUCAAUCUUAGUCCGCAACUCGAUCGAUUACAUUUGAGCCCUGCUUUGACGAAGCCCGAUGGCAAUGUGUCAACACAGAAGGCCAGCGCUUUGUGGGACGACCAUCCGCACUCCAUAUCGGUUGGUAGCUCGGCCAAUGUGGAGCAGACAGACCAUACCAGUAGCCAGCACUCCCCUACGCGAACGUUGCGGAGCGAGGGACCGUCGGCCAAGGUAACGCCAGACAGUGACGCCGAUGACGAGGGCGAAGACCUGUUGGAGGGUCUCGAGGUGCCUGCAGGCCUAUUUGACACUGAUACCGCAGCGCAACGCCAGGGCAAGCAGCGUCAAAGUGUAGGAACAGUCCUAUCUGCCAAUGAGCGACUUCGGGCUGUGCUGCAUGCUAGAGAAUGCGGUCUGUCAGCUUCUGCUUCCGGUGCUUUUGGACCUCCUUCGCCAUUCAGCCCGACAGAGAGCGAACGCGACUUUGCUUCAGGACUUGUCAUCUCUGACGACAUGGACUUGUCUUCGGGUCGCUUACAAGCCAAGUCGCUGAGCUACGGUACAAGAAUGGUCCAACGUCUUCCAUCGGGUACAAGAGGAGUGGUCUACGUACCUGCAGCGCCUCACAGGUCCGAAAGUGAGCCAAGACCAUCGUCGUCUGCCGCAGCGCACCGAGUGGUGGCGAGUCGGCAUUCAUCCGACCAUGCGAGUGGCGCGGUGCCGCAAGUGAAAGCGUUGCCACGUGUCUCUGCUCUACCUGCUGCAUUGCCAUCCCACGUUGGUCGAGGCACAUCCUCCACGUCAAAGUCCUCGCCGCCCAGGGCUUCAUCAGCCUACAGCCAUGCGACGGGCAAAGGACCUUCACAGACUGUCUUGAGACCUUCGAAUCUCUCGCUCGCUCCCAAAAAGAGCGCGGUCGAGCUGCGUGGUGCGCCUGGCUCUGGAUCUGCCCGGCCCCUCACCCACGGUCUCAGACCUCCACCGGCGGCACUGAAUCUUAUGAGCCGCAAUGUGGGGGAAUUUGGCCCAAAGAGAUCUUCGCAGCUGUCACAAAAGCGCAGUUUGCCUCACAUGCGUCACCAGUCGAGGACGCAGUCUGCCGAUUCAAGUUCACCAACACGCAGCAAUCAUGAGAGGUCGCCUGGACCUCCUACACCCGCUGUUUCGUCUCGAUCUGCUGCUCCCACCGAGCGCCCGGCACUUGCAACAGCUGCGCUCUCGACGACUUCAGAUUCUCUGCCGCCCGCGAGACCCAGCACUCCUUCAUACUUCUUGCCCACGAAAGCGUCAGCAAGUCGCUUUGCUGCUUCCACGUCUGCCCCUCGUACCAGGCAAGGGACGUCCGAGAUCUCCCUCGCCGGCUCUAGUACGUCUCAAGGGUCCUUGCCCACGAGUGAAGCCCCAAGCCCUUGGGAUGCAGCUGUAACGCUAGCGCAUAGAUCACCGGGCAAUCUUGCACACGGCAGUAGCUCCAGUGCUCCCGCUCCUCUGCGCGAAGCAUCCACAAAGAGGUCCAGCAAAGUUCGGAUGCUUCGGAGACCGGCCAGAUUACGAGCAUACACGGGCGAUGAGCUCGAUGCUUUUGACGAUCUUCCCACCAAUCCUGAAGACGAGAAUCGAUACCUGAGGCCGCGCGCCGUCGGGCCAGCAGGACCUCAUCCGGGCGAUUUCACAGCCAAUCUCGGCUUACCUGACCCAGCAGCUGCGGCCAGACCGAGACGGAUCAGUUCGGCUUCCAAUGCCUCCAGCACCGGUGCGCGGGACGCGACAUUGAAGGCCAAAACAACUGCAGACUUGAUAUCUGACCUGGCUCGCCAGUGGUCUGAGAAGCAGCCGUCGGCAGCGCGGCAACGGUACUCCAUCCCUCAUCAAGGAGGCAUUGUAAUGGGCGGACCAAACGCUCCAUUGAACCACGAGCGACCGCUGGGCGCUCGUGCGACCCGCAGGCGAAGUAGGACAUCUCAAUCUCCUACAUUGAUACGCAAUUUGGGUGGAGCCUCAUGGUCGCCUAGGGUGAUAGGUAAUAUGCGGUGGAACAGCAUUAAACGCUGCUGGGAAGGCAACGAAAACAUGCUAAGGGAUUUUGAAAACGCUUUGAGCAGCAGCACGCGACCUGCUUUGAUUACGCAAAUGCCGGCAAGCUACCAAACGGCAGGGGCUGGGGCAAGCCGCUUGUGUUCACCCACCAUCGCCUCGCCUUCAUUUCAAUCAGCACAUGCGAUUGCUGCAGCCUCUACGUCAGGGCUUCUCCCUGGUCACGGACACGCCAAAGCAACGAACAAGGAUUGCCCUCAGGUUGUCGGUAGCAUGGUCUUCGAUGCUCAGAGCAUGAAAUGGGUGCCCGCAGACGGUGUGGAGGAGCCUGAUCCCUUUGCUAAUUUGGAAGAUGACUCGACCGAAGACAUAGAUCUCGUAUCCGAGCCCGGCACCGCCGACGUGGCGAUCAAACUUGCGGGCAUCUCGCCUGCACUUCCUCGUCAUGUCGUGGAGGAAGCUAUGGGAGGACAGUUGGGAGCACGCAUCCCGGGAUCCUCGUCCUCAGAAGCAGGUGUUGCGCGUCGCAUGCGCUCUUCAGAUCUUUUGCUGCCUCUAGCAGACACAUUGUCUCAGACUGGAGUGCACGAGGCGAUUCAGCGCGCCCGUGCUGUGAGCGCUAGCAGGGCAACACAACGCUCUCGCAAAGAGACGUACUCAAACAUUGCCCGGGCGAUCCAGCGUGGCGAUCCUUGCCCUCCCAAGGACAUGCAGACAUAUGUCCACACAGAGCUCUGGCGCGAGUCCAUCGACGCGGAGAAGAGGCAUCGCGCAGAGGUGCGAUGUUUCUAUCCAUCUGCUUCCGCCCCCGUUUCGACACUCUCGUCAACCAAUACGCGCAGCGGGACCUCUCGCGGUGUAGUGGGGAGAUCUGCUGCUCAGAGCGCGCGCACCAACAGGGAGGACCUGUACCUCCUGCAGCGUCUGGCCAGACAAGCAAAUGCUCCAAAUGCACCAACAUCACAGACUCGAUCGUAA